CACUAAAUAUCUCACGCUGUCCAGUCUAACUUUGCCUACGUGACAUCUUCUGCAGAUUAAACAAAAUGCUGAUUGAUAAUCCAGCAUCGGUCACGCCAUUCCGAUUGCGACUUUCGAUUUCUAAUCAUGUUGCGGGCGGAGGAUCUCCCCGCAUUCUGCCAAAGAGUAUAUAAUUGUUGCUGCAAAAGACACCUGAGCUCACCAAACAGACUGAUGUAACUGGCAUCAUGUCGACUCGUACUGCAAUCAUCGGUCUCUCGUCCACCGCCACGACUUCCUGGGCUGCCAAUGCGCAUUUGCCGGGUCUGCGCCGGUCUUCGCGGUUCCAGAUCGCCGCUCUCUGUAACAGUAGCCGGUUGGCCGCCGAAGCCGCCAUCGCAGAAUACGACUUGGAUGCCAGUAGCGUCACUCCCUAUGGCAGCCCGGGCGAUUUGGCGGCGGAUCGCACGAUCGAUCUCGUGAUUUGCAGCACGCGAGUCGAUCGGCACUAUGAGACCGCGUUGCCCAUGAUUCAGGCGGGCAAAUCGACCUACAUUGAGUGGCCCAUUGCCAGCAAUCCGACCCACCUCGACGAGCUUCUCGCCGCCCGCCGCCGCAGUGGUGCUCAAGUCGCGGUGGGGCUCCAGAGUCGCUUUGCACCCCCCGUGCGUCGGAUCCGAGACCUGCUCCAAUCGGGUGAACUGGGUCGCUUGCUGAAUACUGAGGUCCGCGCUUUUGGAGGGACCCUGGAUCGUGAGUUUCUCCCGCCCGGAUUGGCAUAUUUCGCCCAGCGCUCGGUCGGCGGGAACCCGAUCACCAUCGGCUUCGCUCAUGUCAUCGACUUUGUGCAAUCGGUGGUCGGGGAUGUGAUCCCGGAGACCGACCACAUUCAAUUCCAGCUCCAGCGCCCGAGCAUUCGUCUGCGCGAGCCCACCACAGGGUCGAUCGUGGAGACUAUCCGCUCCGAUGUCCCUGAUCUCCUCAGCCUCCAUGGACACUUGCCGGAAUCAGCCCACGUGGCAGCCCAAGCUAGUCUAGUCGCCUACUUUAGUCGAGGCCAACCCUUCCCUGGGGACCCGCAGCUCACAUGGACCUUGACCUUCGAGCAAGGUGCCGUUCGUCUCAUCUCCCCCGCGGGUAUUGUGCUGGGUGCAAACGCCUAUGCGGAGCCUGUGACCAUCUCGGUGCAUCGCUUCGACACGGGUGAAGUGGAAUCGGUUCCGUGGGCGUGGUCGCCCGAGCAGGAAGAGCUGCCUUUCAGUGCACGCUCCGUCCAGAGCUGCUUGGUGAGCUUGGCGGAAGGGGACUCAAUUGGAUAUGUAUCACUGGAACAGGCCGCUGCGCGGGCGCGGCAGAUUGCACGCUGGCUUGACUCGUUUCCGGCAUAAUGAUGUGUGAGAAUGAGGGACGUAGAUGCGCAGGUCCCAUCGGAUGUUAAAUCACGGCGUGUAUUGAUGUUAAGAUGUUCUAUGUCAAUGGACACUUGUCUCAAACCUGACGACUAAUGGUGAUAACCGAAGGCCAUCAAAUAUGGAAAGUGAUGGUGGUACAGUAGCUUGGGGUCAGUGGCGCUCGUGUCGGAGUAAGAGGAGGCCGAACACCUCGUGGGGGCCACCAGCCUGAUACGGCUUUCACCUUCUGUCCACCACGCUUGGUGCCUUUAUAGGGUCCUUUUUUUAUCUGCAGGGUAGCUCAUGAUACCCCUGCUCCACAAUAGAGUUCUUCGAUGACUGACUGACCUUACUGAGGUUCUCUCUCCAAUGAAUCAGAUUCCUCACAAUCUUCGGUGCUGAUCAUCGUCUAUCUUGAGCCGCAGGGGGUGGGGGCCAUUGAGCCCGACAAGCUGCACGGUCGUCAUCUUGUUUCGCGUUGA
Messenger RNA from Aspergillus fijiensis CBS 313.89, 1852 nucleotides. RefSeq names its product Gfo/Idh/MocA family protein. Gene Ontology annotation, molecular function: nucleotide binding. The record is from RefSeq and is a predicted model, not a curated record. Lineage: Eukaryota; Fungi; Ascomycota; Eurotiomycetes; Eurotiales; Aspergillaceae. The transcript has 3 exons. Bases 228 to 1367 code for a protein of 379 amino acids.